Musca domestica (house fly) is the source of this 1208-nucleotide messenger RNA. RefSeq lists its product as uncharacterized. Bases 31 to 1017 code for a protein of 328 amino acids. The transcript has a single exon. Lineage: Eukaryota; Metazoa; Arthropoda; Insecta; Diptera; Muscidae. The record is from RefSeq and is a predicted model, not a curated record.
AUUUGUAAACUGAUAAAGUAACACAUUCGCAUGCUGUUUAUCACAGUUGGAGUUGGAAUCUGCAACAAAAAUAUCAUCAGUUAUGUCAACAAACACAACAGAUAUCUCGGCCACAAUGACUUGAUAAACAAGUUGAGAAUAACACAAAAUGAAGAUACAUUAGCGAGUCUUAUAAAAGUCCGCUUACUACUCCGUCAGCAUGUCACUCGUCUAAGUAAUUGCAUUCCAAUCGAUUCGAAGGCACAUUUCAAUUCAGAUUUUUUUCUUAUCCACCUUCCACCACCUGACACCCAGGCGAAUCCAAUGCAUCAACAUAAACAUCAACAUCAGCAGGAACAUAAUUCCCAUCACCAUGAGUCGGCUCCAACUAACCUGACCAACACAGAGGGUAUUUUAUUGCAGCAGGCCUGGAUGUCGUUGGCACAGAACCUUCGAAUGCAAUCCAUCAGUAACUUUCAACAUUUAGGUACUUCGUACAUCGGGCAGAUUGUGGAAAUUGAAAUGAAACGUUUAAAGGCCAAUUGCAGACGUGAAGAGGAGCUGUAUGUGGAGCAAAUGCUUUUGGAAAAUCCCAUUGUUGUUGAAAGACGCAGCAGUAUGUCAAUGCCAGAGCAAUCAACAAAAGCGGCAGCGGAUGCAACACCUAAAACAAAUGAUGAUGACGACGACGACGAUGAUGGUAAUAAUAAUGGCCAACAACAUUCCAACGGAAACGGAUGUAGCAGCAUCAGUUCCAACAACGGAGUUAGAAAUGACACGGCCACAACUCUACUACUGCAACAGCAGCAGCAACGGGCCGAAUCAUGUCGUCGCUCUCGCAUCAACAACAAAAUUAAAAAGGCCAAAAUGAAAUUCCGCCAUAAAUUCAUGUCGUCUAAACUCGUUCAGAGUCUCCGCAUGCUGGAGUGCAUACAAAAGCUGAUUGACCAAACGGAAAUGCAACUAAUGAGUCAAGGUUUCACUGUCCAACAGCUGGAGAAAUUGAAAGAGCUGGUCUUUUGCAAUGGCAGCCUAUGAUAGGAAUUUUAAAAUAAUGGAAAUGACAAAUGAAAACAAAACAAAAAUGGUAAUGAAAUUAAGUCCCCAAUGACGUUGUUGUGUAGAAGUUCACUAGGAGCUGUAAUUAUAGCUAAUUUAAAAGUUUUAUUUGUUUGAGAGCAAUAAAUUAAAAAAUGCAAUGCAUAUGUCACCUCUAUUUUCAAUUUUAA